Messenger RNA from Styela clava, 2513 nucleotides. RefSeq lists its product as uncharacterized. Lineage: Eukaryota; Metazoa; Chordata; Ascidiacea; Stolidobranchia; Styelidae. The record is from RefSeq and is a predicted model, not a curated record.
CGGCAAGGUCGUCGAGAAAUCGAUGAUAUAAAGAGCCUCAACUCACUCGGCAACACAGAUCGCUUUUCACUGGGUUCAGUACUAGAACUAAUAGCCCAAUAAUUCGUUCUGCAGCCACGAAACCUUCGCAUAGCCAAGAAAGAGGAUUAAACCAAAGAAAUGAAGCUUUUCGCUAUUAUUACAUGCCUGGUGGCGUUUGCCUCGGCAACCUACGAUCCUGACUACGAAAGCACAAAAAUGUUCUUGAUGAGCUCAAAACCAGAGGACGUGCAAGAUAUGAUUAAGAAACUCGAAGCUAAUGGAAACGAACUCCCUAAAAACGUUAAACGAGUCAUUGAGGAACAUCCCGAACUCCUGCCACCACAAGCCCCGGCUUCCACCAGUGAACAUCUGUUGGUAUUUGAAGGCUCUGAAAAGUUGAGUAAACGUAAAUUGACCACCAUCACGAGAAAAGUUGAAGGUCUCCGUAAAAAACAAGAAGAAAGCAAAAAAACAUUCGUUCCCAAAAAAAUCACACCCAAAAGAAAGGGAAAAGCAUGCAAUGUUGAUGACGAUUGUCCUUACAUGCAUUACUGCGAGGAUGUCGCCGACAGACUGAAAGAAAAUUUGGAUGCUCACAACUCGUCCGAAUACUUCAACUUCACCAAACAAAGGUUGGACAUCACCACUAAAGAAUGUGUUAAGCGAAUCGAUGAAUUCAUGAGAACAAAUGGAGCCAGAAAUAUCCCUAAUGUGUACAAGACUCACAAUUCAGUUGUCAGCGUACUUCAAAAAGUUGGUGCUCGCAAAGAAAAGGGUUUACAGAACUAUGCUACCACAUUCAAAUUCGUUCAAACAUACAAUAUCACUUCCAAUAUGGUGGAACCGAUGGCAAGACACGGGGAAAUGUCUUACGAAGGCGGCACUGGUGAGAUGGAUCCGAGUUUACUGAUGAUCAUGCUAAUGAGUGGAUUGCUAGGAAAUGGCGGCGGAGACGACGACGACCAGUUCGAAACUUUCCUAAUGAUGUCUAUGAUGGGAGGGGGCGGCGGUAACAUGAUGAAUAAUCCGUUCCUUAUGCUGUCACUUUUGGAUGGGGAGGGUGGAUUAGGGGGCGGAGAUGAUUUAAUGAUGAUGAUUAUGCUCACACAAAUGGGCGGCGUUGGCGGCGCAAACACCGCCAUGCUGCCUCUAUUUAUAUCCAUGUUAACCAAGAACGAUAACGGUGAUGAAGAUGACGACUCGCUGAAAAGUUUAUUACCGUUGAUCCUUUCAGGAAGUCUUGGAGGUGGAAAAUGUCAUGGUGGAUCAGACGGCGGCAUGGGUGGCCUCAUGCAAUACCUGUUGUAUAGCUCUCUGUUCGAUGAGCUAGACAGCAACUUGAUGCUUAUGAUACUCCUCGGUGGAAAUGGAUGCGGCUCAGGCGGCGGGGAUAUAAUGCAAAUGAUCCUUCUGCUAAACGCCUUUGACGAUGACGGUGAGGGCUCAUUAGGAGGUUUGGGCGCACUCCCACUUUUGAUGAUAUUGGGUGGAAUGGGAAGCGGAAGCGGCAAAAUGGAUCCAUCAAUCCUGAUUUUGGCUUUGUCAGGUGGCAUGGAAAUUUCGGAACUUAUGCCUUUUUUGAUAUUCUCUGACCCUCGAUAUGCCAAUAGUCCAUUGCCGAUGUUACUUUUACUCGGCGGUGAUUUACUCGGCGGUGACAUCGACCCUAUCCUCAUGAUGGCAUUGCUCUUUUCCGGUGGAGAUUCAGGUUAUACCGGCAAUCAAGUCUAUACGCAUCAAGCUGUCCAGGUUAAUAGCCAGUACCAGGACAUUCCGCCAGCGGCUGGAUCUCAAUACGCAGGCGGUAGUUGGACAGUAUCUGGAUCUGGCGGACAGUCGCACUCUUCAUCGGGCGGCGGAAUGUUUGGCGGUUUAUUAAGUGGAAAGGGAUCAGGUGGUGGAAUUUUCGAAUUCUUCUUGUUUAUGAAGUUGUUUGACACUGAAGGUGAGGGGAAUGAUGAUAUUCUCCCGUUAUUGUUAAUGAUGACAUUGCUUGGAGGCGGAGGUGGGUUUGGUGGUAGCCAAGAUCACGGUCACCAUCAUUAUCAGGAUCCUACCCAUUAUGGCUAUCAACAAGGCGCACAAGUCGCACCACAAGGAUAUCUUGCAAUCACAGGACAGGCACAACAACACCAAGGAGGAUUAUUAGGAGGACAGGUUAUACAGGGUUAAUAUCCAGUCAAACUUUUUAACACUUGUCGCCAUUGUUGACUUCAUUGCGUCACAGUGGUUAUCGAAACUCCCAUCAAAUAAAAUAAAAAGAAGAAGGCAUUGGAAAUGAAUUGUUAGCAACAGACUUACUAUACAGUUAAGUUUUACGUUGUAACAAGAGUCAAAUUUUGAGGCACCGGAACAAACUGGACGCUAUCAUUUAUUUUAAAGAAGAAAGGCCCAUUCUGACCUCACAAUCCCGAAAUGGUGAUUUUUAAUUUAUUUUUCUUGUAAUACAAUAUGUUUUGAGCCUACAUAUUAAAUAUAUGCUUAGUAACAGA